Messenger RNA from Prorocentrum cordatum, 939 nucleotides. NCBI's taxonomy places the organism in Eukaryota, Dinophyceae, Prorocentrales, Prorocentraceae. The record is from the annotation of a GenBank genome assembly.
AAUACCGCGGAGGGCGUACAUGUACACAUGCCGUUGCUCGCUCAACGGCAGGAGGCGCGGCGGCGCCGCUCCGCAGCCGUUUCGGCUCCGGCGUUGGCCCUGAGGGCGGCCUCUCGUCCGGCGUCUGCGCCGCGCGGCCGCUGCCUCGAGCUCGCAACCCGCUCGGGCUCUCCAGUCGAGGGCCUGCUGCCGUCGGGCGGCGCGAUGGUGGACGGUGAGGCCAGUGCGUCACAGGUGGUGGGCGGAAGCUGGACCGCUCCGAAGGGGCCUUCUCCAGAGGACGACGUGCUGCUGGACAAGUGGAAGGAGGAGGGCAAGCUGCACGUCCUCGAGGGGGUCUGGUGCUGCGUGCCGUACAAGGUCACGGUGGUGGUGCCGGCCGGGCAGGAGAGCGCAGAGGCUCGCACCCGGGCGCAGGAGAUCCUGGACGGCGUGGCCAAGCAGGCGGAGGCCGUCUUCAGCCACUUCGUCGACAGCAGCGAGGUGUCCACGAUCAACAAGCUCGGCGCGGACGAGGUGCAUUCGCCCUCCGCCGCCAUGCGGAAGGUGCUCACGCUCGCGGCGACUCUGAACAGGAUGACCCGGGGCGCCUUCGACCCGGCCGUGCUGCCCCUCGCCCGGCACUUCAAGGAGGGCAAUACCACGGCGGGUGAGGUGGCUGCCUACAGCAGGUGGUCCGCGUUCUCCCUCGCGGACACGGGCCUGAAGAAGUCGCACGCCAGCUCGCAGCUGGACCUCUGCGGCCUGGCCAAGGGCUGGGCCAUCGACGAGAUGGCCCAGCAGCUCAAAGAGGCGGGAUUCACCGCCAGCUACGUGGACUGGGGCGGUGACAUCAAGGUCACCGGGAAACACCCGGCGGGCCGCAACUGGAACGUGGCCGUCGUGGAGCCGCCCAGCGUCGAGGGCAUCGGCACGCCGCCGGGGGAGGUCGCGCGCGCA